CUCUAUCCCUCACUUCUUCUUCCUCCCCUAUUUCACACCUCUCUCUCACUUUCUAUUUUUUCUCUCACACAUAGUUAUCACAAACAAACACUACUAUAACUAUAACUCUAGUAUUAUCAAACGCACCGUUUUGAAUAAUACUAGUAACUUAAUUUUCCUUACUAUUACUAUGGCAUCAUCAUCAGAGAAUUUAUCCAGCAUUGAACCAUGGAUGUUUCGCUCACCGAUGGCGGACACGUGGCUACCUGAUUACAUAACUCGCGACACCGAUAUUAUAACAAAGGCUCUUCAGAAAUCACUCUCCGCCGCACCGGAAGAUGCACUCUCUCCGUUUUUAAACCUCAUCAAAACAGACUCCUCCGCCACCACCACCACCGCUACUGUUACUCCUACCGUCUCGAGUCUUUCCGGCUCCGACGAUUCCGCUCCAAAGCGUCAACGUGUCGCAGCAGGAAAGAUCUCGAAACGUAAGUCACGUGCUUCGAAGCGGUCUCAGACGACGUUUAUCACGGCGGACCCGGCGAAUUUCAGGCAGAUGGUGCAGCAAGUUACUGGAGUGAGAUUUGGUGCUGGUUCGAAUGUUUCAAUGGCGUCGGUGGUGAAACCGGAGCCGCAUAGGGUGAUGGGAGUCACCGGAGGAGGGAGAUUUUCGGCGACUGGUGUUGGUUGUUUACCGACGCUUGACACGUCAGCUUUUUUGCUAGAUCAUCAUCGUCAACAACAACAACAACAAACAGUGGUGGGGACUAACUCUGAUGGGCCUGAAAUGUCUGGGCUGGGCCCAGUUUCUUUUGGGCAGCCCAAUGAUGAAAGUGGUUUUGGUUCUGCAGGUUUAGAUUUUGAAACUUUCUCGAGUUGUUUUCCUACUCUGGAAUCGUCGUGGAAAGUAAUGUGAGAAGAAUUAAAAUGACCAGAUUCUCCUUUUCACUUUUUCCUUUUUUGCCCUCAUCGUGGGUUCUGGGUUGUAGUAGUAGUAGUUAGGAUAUUAUGAUGAUUAUGAUUGUAAAUUUGGGGAAAGGAAAAACAAGGAUAUGGAAAAUGGAUGUAGAAUGAAUGAAUUUCCUUUUUCUUUUGUUUUUUUUUUAUUUUUCUGUGUAAUUUAUGUUACAUAGUUCCUUUAAUUAUUAUUAUUAUUAUUAUUAUUAUUAUUAUUAAGUACUA
Molecule: messenger RNA, 1161 nt
Organism: Trifolium pratense (red clover)
Lineage: Eukaryota; Viridiplantae; Streptophyta; Magnoliopsida; Fabales; Fabaceae
Product: calmodulin-binding protein 25
Exons: 1
Coding region: 170-895 (241 amino acids)
Biological process (GO): response to osmotic stress
Cellular component (GO): nucleus
Molecular function (GO): calmodulin binding
Source: RefSeq, a predicted model, not a curated record